AUGUCCGAAAAGACUUGCCCCAGCAGUGAAGCGAGAUUACCCAGUAAUGACUCCGCAGUGGAUAGUAAGGUAGAUGCUGCGGCCUCUAUCGAAUACUGGAAGAGCGUUCCCGCCACAGCGAACGCCAUGCUCGCGGCCCUGGGGGCCUAUCCCUGGUAUUCGCGAAUUGAUCUGCGGGGCUCCAAAACAUUCCUGGCCAAGAUCAGACGCCUGGUGCCGGCGUGCACCAGAGAAGGGAAAUUGUCCCUAGGGGUUGACUGCGGCGCUGGUGUUGGGCGUGUGACCGAGGGCUUUCUCUUCAGUGUUUGUGAAACGGUCGACGCUGUUGAGCCAGUUGAUCAGUUCACUCGGGUUCUGCACGAGAGCUCUUUGAAACAAUCUGGCGUGAUCGGUGACAUAUAUGGCGUUGGACUGGAAAACUGGUUUCCGGAAAAGAAAUACGACUUGAUCUGGACCCAGUUCUGCGUGGGCCAUCUGAAAGACGGCCAGCUAGUGGAAUAUGUGGCACGGUGCCGUGAUGCUUUGUCCACGGCUGGAAUAAUGGUUGUAAAAGAGAAUCUCUCGACGGAUCCAAGUGGCGGCGACAUGUAUGAUGAGCUGGAUAGCAGCGUGACCAGAACAGAUGAAAAGUUCAAGGAUAUCUUCCGGCGCGCUGGUAUGAAUCUUAUUGCAUCCGAACUGCAGCUGGGCUUCCCGAAAGCAUUCAAGCUGUUGCCGGUCAAAUUCUAUGCCUUACGACCGAAGGAGUGA
Aspergillus versicolor CBS 583.65 is the source of this 750-nucleotide messenger RNA. Its product is annotated as N-terminal protein methyltransferase. Gene Ontology annotation, biological process: N-terminal protein amino acid methylation. NCBI's taxonomy places the organism in Eukaryota, Fungi, Ascomycota, Eurotiomycetes, Eurotiales, Aspergillaceae. The record is from RefSeq and is a predicted model, not a curated record. Gene Ontology annotation, cellular component: cytoplasm. The transcript has a single exon. Gene Ontology annotation, molecular function: N-terminal protein N-methyltransferase activity. Bases 1 to 750 code for a protein of 249 amino acids.